This is a messenger RNA of Mesoplodon densirostris (Blainville's beaked whale), 2532 nucleotides long. RefSeq names its product keratin, type I cytoskeletal 42-like. The record is from RefSeq and is a predicted model, not a curated record. NCBI's taxonomy places the organism in Eukaryota, Metazoa, Chordata, Mammalia, Artiodactyla, Ziphiidae. Gene Ontology annotation, cellular component: keratin filament. Gene Ontology annotation, molecular function: structural molecule activity.
AUGGGCUGCUCCAUGAUGCCCGUGGCCUCCCGCACCAUGGCUGUGUCCCUGGCGCUGGGAUGGGGUCUCGCCCUGGGCUCCUGCCCUCAGCCACCUGUUGGCACUCAGGUGUGCCAGCCCCAGGAUGGGCAGCGGCAUGCAGAAAUCCAGCUGGCUGCGAUCCCCUCCGCCUCCCGGCUCAAGCCGGCCCAGCUCAUGCAAGCGCUGGUGGAAGAGCAAAGGGUGUUCCGACAGCUGGGGGGUGACAAGGGCCCCUCCAAGGCCAGGAAGCAGCAGGGGGCUCAUCCUGUUUGUAGCACCCAGUCUCUCAGGGAGGCCUUUGUCCUCAGCAGCUUGGAACCCUGGGUGCCAGAUCUGAAGCACUUCUCUCCAGGCCCCAUGGGUGAGACACGGGCCUCUUUCUGCCUGUCAAGCUGCCGGCGGGGCCAGAGCGGCUCAGUGCUGCCUCCUGGGGGUGCCGGACGCCGGCUUCCUCCCUCUCCGCGCCGCCGCCGCCGCCCGGGAGCCAGCCCACAGCAGCUGCGGCGCCAGGGAGCUGGAGGCAGGAAGCGGGUGGUCCUCACGAAGGGGGUCCUCCCGCUCAGGGCUGGGGAAGCCUCGGCUGUGGGGCUGGAUGGCCUCCUCCUUUUCCUCUCCUCCGCCUCGUGGGCCAAGCUGCUGACAACCGGGGAGUGGGCGCUGCUGGGGCCCCGCUUCAGGCCGGGCUCAGCUGCUAGCGCCCGGCUGCCCUGCCGCUCCGGCACCCUGGGCCUCGGUUUCCGCGUGGCGUCGUUGGCAGGAUCUGGCCAGGGCUGUCCUGAGCGAGGCCACACUUCCCCAGGGCGCGUCUCCGUGGAGGGGUACCCGCCGUACAGGUCCUGCUUCUCCUGUGCCCCGCAUCUCCUGAGGAAGUGUCUUCCCUCGGUUGUGGACACCGUGGCCGCCCCCACCACCAGCAUCCACCGGCUUUCCACUUCCGGCUCCGUCAAGGGCCUGUGUGUGCCCUGUGGUGGGGGUUUCUCGAUGUCUUCCAUCCGUGUUGGGGGUGCCUGCCGGCCCCCCAGCCUCCUGGGAGCCAGCAGCUCUGGCAACAUGUCUGUGUCCUCGUCCUGCUUCUCCGUGGGCACGGGGAGCAGCUAUGGCAGGGGCUGCUCCUGCAGCCUGGGUGGGGGCUUUGGCUACUUUGGGGUGGAAGAUGCCCUGCUGGGGGGCAGCGAGGAGGAGACCAUGCAGAACCUCAACAACCGCCUGGCCUCCUACCUGGGCAAGGUGCGUGCUCUGGAGGAGGCUAAUGCCGACCUGGAGGUGAAGAUCCACGACUGGUACAAGAAGCAGGGCUCCGGGCCCACCCUCGACUACAGCCACUACGUCAAGACCACCGAGGACCUGCGGGACCAGAUCCUGGCGGCCACCAUCGACAAUGCCAACUUGGUGCUGCAGAUCGAUAAUGCCCGCCUGACAGCCGAUGACUUCCACACCAAGUAUGAGAUGGAGCUGAACCUGCGCAUGAGCGUGGAGGCCGACAUCAACGGCCUGCGCAGGGUGCUGGACGAGCUAACCCUGGCCAGAGCCGACCUGGAGAUGCAGAUUGAGAACCUCAAGCAGGAGCUGGCCUACCUCUGGAAGAACCACGAGGAGAAGGUGAAUGCCCUGCGAGGCCAGGUGGGUGGUGAGAUCAACGUGGAGAUGGACGCCGCCCCCGCUGUGGACCUGGGCCGCAUCCUGAACGAGAUGCGCGACCAAUACGAGAAGAUCACGGAGAAGAACCGCAAGGAUGCCGAGGACUGGUUCUUCAGCAAGACGGAGGAGCUGAACCGCGAGGUGGCCAUGAACACGGAGGCCCUGCCGAGCAGCCAGACGGGGAUCAUGGAGCCACGCUGCACUGCGCAGCACCUGGAGAUGGAGCUGCAGUCCCGGCUCAGCGUGAAAGCAUCGCUGGAGGGCAGCCUGGCAGAGACCGAGGCGUGCUGCGGUGCCCAGCUGGCCCAGCUGCAGGGCCUCAUCAGCAGCAUCGAGGCCCAGCUGUGCUAGCUUUGCUGUGACGUGGAGCAGCAGAGCCAGGAGUACAAGAUCCUGCUGGACGUGAAGACGCGGCUGGAGCGGGAGAUCGCCACCUACCGCCGCCUGCUGGAGGGCCAGGACGCCCACCUGGCCACCCAGUACUACUCGUCCCUGGUCUCUCAGCCCACCCGGGAAGCCGCGGUGACCACCCUCCAGGUGCGUGCCAUCAUGGAGGAAGUCCAGGACGGCAAGGUGGUCCCCUCCCGCGAGCGGGUCCACUGCUCACCCACUGAGGCCCCGUCUACCUGCGACAGCCCAGCCUCCAGGGUCAAGGGGCAGCCAUUGCCUGCAGCUCCCAGCACACUACUGCUGCGCCCCAAGUGCCCGUCUGGGCCACCGCCCAAGAGCGGUUGCCUUUCUGUAUCUGCUUCUCACAGCCCCUCACCAAGGGGACCUUCUGAGUUUGCCCCAGUGACUGCAAUUAAAGCUUUGCUUGAAGUUCAAUGCCUCCUGUGGUUUGGUCUGGUCCUUGGCUUGAGCAGCGUGGGCUGA